GUCGAUGUUUCAAUGUGUUCUUUUAUCGUGACAUCGUCUUUCGCGACAUUUUUUAAUCGGUACAAUUAUCGGUUUGCCGCAUCAUUUAGGUUUGUUGUAUAAAAUGUUGAUGCUGGGAAGUGAUAAUGAUGAGUGACGAUGAUAUGAUGAUUGUAAUUACUGUGCUGAUUGUAAUUACUGUGCUGAUGGCGACAGCAAUGAUUAUAAGAAUGAUAAUGAUGGCUAAGAUAUAUUAAUGAAGAUGGUAGUGAUUUUGGUGGUGGCAAUGCUGGUGAAGAUGUUUGGAUAAUGACAAUGGUGAGCUGGCUGGGGUUUCACAGUAUAAAACAGGAGACUGUCAUUAGCCUGGAAGCAGUGACCAGUGGAUUUCAGCCUUUUCCUUUGCCAGAGAUGAGACGUGGUCAGAAACUUCUAAAUCUUAUGCAGGGGGAAUGCAAGGAUUUUAUGAUAACGUACAUGCAAUGCCUCAAGAAAAACAAGAACAUGAACUUCAACUGCCGCGCUGAGUCCCAAGCAUACUUGCAGUGCAGGAUGGACAGAGAGCUCAUGGCAAAAGAAGACCUUGCUAAACUUGGCUUUAGAUCUUCUGCUGGAACUGACGCUAAGCAGUCCUCGUCAAAUCAAAGAACAUCAGAUAACUCUAAAUAGUAACAAGGCAUUGCUAAGAAUAGCCUGCUUGCCGGCUCACAUUUGGGGUUAUUUGGAGAUGUUGUGCCUUUGAACAUUGGGCAUCCUGUGGUGUGAAAAGGGACGAGAUGCAGCGGAUCAGCUUGUGAACCUCAGACUGGGCGCAUUUGAAAAUUUAACUUUUCUAGUUGACCCUAAAUGAGAGCCAGCUUUCUGGUUAUGCUAUGGAAAAUAAGUAAAACUACAAUAAGCUUAGAGGUGUAAUGUUAUAAAAAGGGCUUGUAUUAUCCAAGCUUUGAUGUGGCUACCCUGGUCGCAUAGCUGUCAACUCUCCCGCAUUGGGCAGGAGUCUCAGGAUUUUGAACCUUUUCUCAAGCCAAAUUUUCUUGAAAAUAUCCAUACAUUUACUGUAUUCUCCCGCACUAGUUAUCUUGGUACUUUUUACUGUAUUUUCUCAAGAUUUUUCCUAAAGCGAGAUUGACAGCUAUGUGGGGUCAUAUCAUACAACUAAGAGGUUAAGAGAUAAAUCUGUGAGAUGUAAGAGGAAUCAGUCAUGUCCUGUUGUUCUACAACAUAUUUUUAUAAACAGUCAGCUUUAGAGCUGCUGUAAGCCGUGGCUAAGCCAAAAGACUGGUCUAUAAACUGCAAGCCAAAUCCAAACAGGUAUCGAAUGAUAACUGCCUUAAACCCCAUAAAGAAAGCGUUUUGAACUAUGAAAUGAGGCCUUGUUGUAAUUAGCUUGCAAGCCCUUUUAUAAUAAAUCGUAUUUACUUGACCAGGAAGGAAGUAUUAGUUGACCUAAUACAAGAAUUGUCAAACAAUGGAAAACUAAAAAAUCUCAAUCUAAAACCCAAACUAAUUUCAAAUUCCUCAGGGAUACUGUAUUUUGUGUUUUCUAACUCGAAUGACUCAAACUUUUAGCUUUACUCGAGGGCGGUAAAUAAUGUGUAAAGUACACCCCUGAUUGAUAAUAGAGGGGCAUUAGAAAUGAAGAAGAUAAAGGAAUAAAUAAAGUUUGAUAAAAAAA
Molecule: messenger RNA, 1654 nt
Organism: Nematostella vectensis (starlet sea anemone)
Lineage: Eukaryota; Metazoa; Cnidaria; Anthozoa; Actiniaria; Edwardsiidae
Product: cytochrome c oxidase assembly protein COX19
Exons: 3
Coding region: 289-648 (119 amino acids)
Biological process (GO): mitochondrial respiratory chain complex IV assembly
Cellular component (GO): mitochondrial intermembrane space; mitochondrion
Source: RefSeq, a predicted model, not a curated record